This is a messenger RNA of Lytechinus pictus (painted urchin), 2932 nucleotides long. Its product is annotated as sialin-like. Bases 626 to 2206 code for a protein of 526 amino acids. Gene Ontology annotation, molecular function: transmembrane transporter activity. Gene Ontology annotation, cellular component: membrane. Gene Ontology annotation, biological process: transmembrane transport; monoatomic anion transport. The transcript has 11 exons. The record is from RefSeq and is a predicted model, not a curated record. Lineage: Eukaryota; Metazoa; Echinodermata; Echinoidea; Temnopleuroida; Toxopneustidae.
AUUGUUGUGUCCAGUCAGACCUUAAAAGACUUUGGUCAAGACAAGAUGUACGCCAUGUACGCUGAUGAGAAGAGUCUGUGCACGCACAGUGUCCAGUCCGACUCGGGUUUUGAUUGUUGAUGUUCUGCUACAACGGGUAACCUACUAGAAAUGAAUUCAGUCAUAAUGUUGUUUCAUUAAUUGAUAUCUUUACGUAGUAAACGCUUCAUCAGAUUUCAAAGAUUCCACAUUCCUUAUUUCAAGUCUCUCCAUCGACGUAUCUCCGGCGUAUCUCACUUUCAGGGGCCCGAAAGUGCAUCCACGAUCUCUCUUCUUUCACGCAGACCUCGUGUCCUUACAUGUGAUCAUCCUAUAGGCAAUCAAUAAACAUUAUAAUGGUCAUCAGCGAUGACUUCGGACAAUAGUCAGUCAGUGCAUUGGAUGUCGGAGUACGUACCGUCUAUUUGGUAUAAGCAUAGACCAUAGAGCUCUCUAAUAGCUCCAUGCAUAGACCAUAGACUUAGACUGUUUUGAAUGCUGCACAUGGUCCUCGUCACCUAUAAACCAUCCAGAUCUUAAGUCUGCAUGGAGGGAGAACUAGAGAUUGAUUGGAGCAAGACUCAGAUCCAGCAUCAUUACAGAAAUCAUGGCUGUAAAGAUCUGUUAUACGAACUCGAGGAUACUUUUCGCUCUGAUGUGUUUCUUGGGAGUAGCUAAUUUUAACACACUCCGUAUCAACCCGAGUGUUGCCAUCACUGCUAUGGCAGCAUCCAAUCACGGUUCAAGCAACUCGACACGUGACCACAAUGCGACCAAUCACGGCUGUUUGAACCGAAAUGAAGACGUAGAAGGAAAUCACACUGAUGAUAUUACGCCUGAGUUUUCUUGGAGUAGUCGAACACAAGAGCUUCUCCUCUCUGCAUUCUUCAUCGGGCUACCCAUAACCCAACUCCCAGGCGGGUGGAUCGCCGACAGAGUAGGCGGGAAGUGGGUAGUAGCGACCGGAGCUGCGAUGACUGCCAUUAUGAACAUGCUUGUACCAGUAGCGGCCCGAACAGGAGCAUCAUAUUUCUUCGUAGUCAGGUUAUUAGCUGGGAUUUUCGAGGGUGCUGUAGUACCAGCCAUGUUCACACUGAUCAGUAACUGGACUACGAACAAGACCAAGACUAGAGUCACAUCGUUUGCAAUGGCAGGUAAUCCAUUUGGGCUGGCGAUAGGACAAAUUGUAUCAGGUUUUAUCUGCUCUACCCCUCAGCUUGGAUGGCCUUUCUCAUUCUACAUCUUAGGUUCCAGUUAUCUUACUUGGGCCAUCCUAUGGGUUCUUAUAAUACGAGAGAGUCCGAUUGAAACGAAGGAAAAUUUAGAGGUUGAAGGCCAGUCAGAAAAGAAAGAGAGCGAAAAGGACAGUCAGAUUAAAAAGCCUAGCGCCACUGUACCAGUCCGUGACCUAUUGACGUCACUUCCUGUAUAUUCAUUUAUUCUGAUCCGGUUUGGGAUACAAGGUUGGGUUGUAGGAACUCUUCUUACCAACCUUCCACUAUAUAUGAAAUACGUCCUUGGAUUCUCCAUUAGAGAGAUUGGAUUACUAGCGUCAAUACCAUAUGUUUGUCAGACGAUAAUAUCGAUGAUGACGUCACAGGUGGCCGACUUUUUGAUUGGUCGAAAUAUCAGCGUUACGCUUAUUCGCAAGGCAAUGAUGUGCAUCGGUGUUGUGAUCAUCGUUGCAACACUCCUUCCGGUUUCCUUCAUCGGUUGCAAUCGGUUCCUCGGUUUGGGUUUGAUCGUAGUAGCGGCCACGGGAACCGGAAUCACCUAUCCGUCAAUUUUCUCUAACGCAGUGGACCUGGCACCUCGGUUUUCGGGUACGCUGAUGGGUCUUGCAAAUACCGUCGCACUAUCCGCCAGCUUUAUAUCACCAAUAGUAACUGGAUAUUUAGUGACGGACCAGUCAGACCCGGAGCAAUGGAGAGAUGUCUUCUAUAUCGCUUCAGGAAUCGCAGUCUUUGUCGCCAUCGUCUUUCAAAUAUUUGGAUCUGGAGAGGAACAAGCUUGGGCCAGAAACCCCGAGAAAGAAGAGGAAAAAUAUACGGAUAAAUCUAUUCAUGUCAGCCAUAUAAGCACCAAUGCAGUUUCCUAUGUGGUCCCUACCAAAAAUGAUUACCAGAAAGAAGAUUUAGAAGAAGGAUGCCAUUCGAACCCUUCGCUUGAUAUAGGCCUAGAUUUGUGAGGUUAACAUUAAUUUAUUCAACAAACGUAGAUAGUGACCCAUCUUCGCUGAGAGCUGGGAGGUAGAAAUUCCCUGAUCUUACAGGCCAGCAGCCUGUUAUGUCGAAAUAGCAAACCCCUUGAGAAUGUCGUACAAAAAAAUAAAAAUGAUUUUAAGGCAAACUUUUAACGGUUUGAAAACCUAAGAUAUUGUUCGAGAAAGAGAGAACCAUUUGCAAAAAUUUCUCUCUUUUUUCCUUAAAACUUUGUCAAACUAAAACCGUGCAUGUUCGGCGAGCUCUAUUUUGGGUCACAAUGUUGGACGUCGCAAAACUUUCGAGGCGCAUUUGGAGAGGGAAAAAAUUGCCCGUUGUAUAUUGAAAUAUAUUUCAACUGCACUCCAAAUACAUUUUUAUUAGGUUUGGGCAUUCGAACGACAUCCAAUUUUUUUAUUUUAUAAUGAUAAGAAUGGAGAUACCAUUGUUAUUAAUAAGUAGCAUCUCUCUCGAGUUUCAUCUUUCCAUCACACAAGUCAUAUUUUGAUAUAAUAAAAGGCCAAGGAGACUUUUCACACAGUGAAUUCUUGCCAUAAGAUCAUGAACGCUAUAUAGGAUACCUUUGAUACGCGUACUUUUACAAAAUAAUCAGAAAUCUAUUGUGAAUUUCGGUUUAAAUUAAUAUUUAAUUUUUUUAUUUUUAUUAAAAGUAAACAUUUUAUUUUUAAUAAACAUUUGAUAUGAAUAUAUUA